UACAAACAUUCAAAAGAGAUGAUUGAAACUUACUUACAAAAAGAUCAUGGAGCUCCGCCGCUCUCCGGUUAGCUUUUGGUUGAGUACCGACAUUCUUGAUUUUUCCAAUGUGUGUCCGCCGCGCUCUCGCGCCAACCACUCAAUCCCCUCUUUGACUGUUAUCACAACCCAAUUCCUGAAAUCCCCUAUUCACCAAUACCCAAAUUUGUUCUUCGCUUUCUUCUUCACCUUCCGAAUAUGCCGUUCUAUGAGGUUAACACCACCGCCCCAGCCGCGGAGGACGCCAAGAUCAACACACCCAUCAAAAUUUUCUACAGAACUUACGGACGCGGAUUAACCAAGGUCCUUCUUAUCACAGGCUUGGCCGGAACCCACGAUUCAUGGGGACCCCAAAUCAAAGGGUUUAUAGGGACCGAUGUGCCCAACGAAGACGGCGAUAGGGACGUCGUCGGUGACCGAAAUGCCACUGGUCUCGGCGAGGGAGUUACCUUCGAGAAUGGCGGUGGGAUCGAGGUUUGUGCAUUUGAUAAUCGGGGAAUGGGUCGGAGCUCCGUCCCCACAAAAAAAUCUGCAUAUACAACAAAGAUAAUGGCGAAGGAUGCCAUUGCCUUAUUGGAUCAUUUGGGGUGGGAAAAAGCUCAUAUUCUUGGUCAUUCCAUGGGAGGUAUGAUAGCUUGCAAAUUAGCGGCUAUGGCGCCAGGAAGAGUCAAGUCAUUGGCCAUGCUCAAUGUAACUGGUGGAGGUUUUCAAUGUUGCCCUAAGCUUGACCCGCAAACAUUCAAAAUUGCAGUGAGAUUCUUAAAGGCCAAGACUCCUGAACGAAGGGCUAGUGUAGAUUUGGAUAUCCACUAUUCGAAGGAGUAUCUUGAGGAGUAUGUUGGAUUUGAAAAGAGAAGAGCAGUAUUAUAUCAGGAAUAUGUUAAAGGUAUAUCAGCAACAGGAAUGCAGUCUAAUGCUGGUUUUGCUGGUCAAGUUAAUGCAUGUUGGACGCAUAAAGUGACAAGAAAAGAGAUAGAAUGCCUCAAGUCUGCUGGAUUUCUUGUAUCAGUCAUUCAUGGCAGGCACGAUGUUAUUGCUCAGAUGUACUAUGCUAGAAGACUUGCCGAAAAGCUGUAUCCUAUUGCUAGAAUGAUAGACCUCCACGGAGGUCAUCUAGUCAGUCGCGAGAAAACCGAAGAGGUAAAUCGAGCUCUUCUCGACUUAAUCAGAGCCUCGGAAAUGAAGACGAGUCCACACGAGUGGACAAACUUGGCAAAGAAAAGAUCAUGGUGGAUGGAGGAGAGAAUGGCUUUUGUAACCGUGAAGAAUGAAGGAGGAGGAAGCAGUAUCUCCUCCUCCUCCUCCUCCGCCAAACCUUUCUUCUUAGAGAGACUCCAUCUUUUCGUGUUGUAUCUCUUUGGUCUGAUUCUUUUCGUGUUCGAGUAUCUCCGGAACGGCCUGAAAAGCUUGAAACCGGUCCGAGACUGAGCCUCCCUUACUCCAAAUCUUCUUACAGGUCAGCUAUAUGAUUGUUCUUCGUUGCAGGAUCUGUUUCAUUUUUGCUUAAACUGUAGUUGGGUAAUGAGUUCACUCUCAAUAUUGAGAACCUUCAAGGGAAACCAUCAAAGGACCUAUCUUACAAGGCUGAUAUACCCUCCCCUCCCCUCCCCUCCCCUAUUGAGUUAAACUAUAUAUAUAUAUACCCUUCUGUAUAAUUUAUAAAGUGUUCAUAUUGUAUCAAUAAAUGUGUGUUCUUCUUGAUUUAAACUAA
This is a messenger RNA of Cucurbita pepo subsp. pepo (vegetable marrow), 1750 nucleotides long. Lineage: Eukaryota; Viridiplantae; Streptophyta; Magnoliopsida; Cucurbitales; Cucurbitaceae. The record is from RefSeq and is a predicted model, not a curated record.